Messenger RNA from Cuculus canorus (common cuckoo), 8947 nucleotides. It is a transcript of the gene DACT1, whose product is annotated as dishevelled binding antagonist of beta catenin 1. The coding region runs from base 108 to 2570 and encodes 820 amino acids. Gene Ontology annotation, cellular component: cytoplasm. The record is from RefSeq and is a predicted model, not a curated record. Gene Ontology annotation, biological process: regulation of Wnt signaling pathway, planar cell polarity pathway; negative regulation of canonical Wnt signaling pathway; negative regulation of JNK cascade. NCBI's taxonomy places the organism in Eukaryota, Metazoa, Chordata, Aves, Cuculiformes, Cuculidae. The transcript has 4 exons.
GGCAGCCGGGGAGGGAGCCGGGCGCCCCGCAGCCCCAUUCGCGAGCGGCGGCGGCGGCGGCAGCGGCAGGGAUCGCUCGGGAGGGCCGGCCAGACCCCUCCCCGGCCAUGAAGGCGAGCCCCGCGGCAGCCGCCGCCGCGGCGGGACCGCCCGAUGCGCGCUGGAGGGAGAAGGGCGAAGCGGAGGCGGAGCGGCAGCGCACCCGGGAGCGGCUGGAAGCCACGCUAGCCGGGCUGGGCGAGCUGGAAUACCUAAGGCAGCGGCAGGAGCUGCUGGUGAAGAGCCUCCUGCUGCGGCAGCCGGUGGGAGCGGUGCCCGGGGCGCAGGGAGGGCGCGGGGAAGCGCCGGGAGAAGGACCGCCGCCGCGCAGCCUGGAGGAGAAGUUCCUGGAGGAGAACAUCCUACUCCUGCGGAGGCAGCUGAACUGCUUGAGGAGGAGGGAUGCCGGCCUACUAAAUCAGUUACAAGAGCUAGAUAAGCAAAUAAGCGAUCUCCGCCUGGACGUGGAAAAAACGACAGAUGAACACCUUGAGACAGACAGUCGUCCAAGUUCAGGGUUUUAUGAGCUGAGUGAUGGAGCUUCUGGAUCUCUCUCCAAUUCGUCUAACUCUGUCUUCAGUGAGUGUUUAUCCAGUUGCCAUUCUAGCACUUGCUUUUGCAGCCCUUUGGAGGCAACACUGAAUAUCUCAGAUGGACGCCCUAAAUCUGCAGAUCUCAUAGGCUGGAUGGACUAUAAUAAGGAAGGCCAGCAUGAGGACCAGACCACAGGCUCUGUCUGUCGCUCUUUGUCCACACCGCACUCAAAUUCCCUCGAUGUCGUUGCAGAUGUACAUCCAAAGUACCAGUGCGAUCUGGUGUCUAAAAAUGGGAAUGACGUCUAUCGGUACCCCAGCCCACUCCAUGCGGUAGCUGUGCAGAGUCCCAUGUUUCUUCUCCCCGUGACUGAAAGCCCCCAACGAGAAGAGGAGAGACUUGGUUGUGAUAUUAGCGACGUUUGUGCUGGAUCUGAAACGGACUCGGGAAAAUCCACCAACGCCUUUCUCCCGCAAAGCUCCUGGCCGGCACCGUGCCCUUCCACCAGCAAGAGGAUAGAUGGUUACAUCUUAAGCCUGGUUCAGAAAAAGACUCAUGCGGUAAGGACUAACAAACCCAGGACAAGUCUCAAUGCUGAUCCCACCAAAGGGAUCUUGAGGCAUGGAAGCAUGUGCGUCAGGCAGCCUGUAGGGGUGGUGUCUCACAGUAAUGUUGUGAACCUGAAGAACACCAAGCAAGCAUCCUUGCCUUCUGGUGGGACCACUGCUCUGGACCACAUGGCACCUUCCCCAUUAAAGCAGAGGCCGAGGGAGCCAGCUGCCGAGCAGCUGGAGAGUAGGAAGGCACCUUUGCCAGCAGCUUUUCCACCUGGCACAGCAAGCGAACUUCAGAGCAAGCACCUGCCACGGAGCAUCAAACCAGCACCUACAGAGCUCAACCACAAUGCAGUGGCCGUGACGGGGGACAUCCCCAAGGAGAAUGGCCAGGUCUUUGCUGCGUCUCCCAAAGAGAGCCCAGGGAAGCGCGUGGUGCUGCAGCCAGAGAGCAGGGUCAGCCAGCCUCCAAAAAAAGUACUGUUGAAGAGCAACUUGCAGGCUGCUCCUUCCUCAUCACCUGCUGUCGAGGAGAGACCCGCUCUGGAUUUCAAAAGCGAGGGCUCUUCCUCCCAGAGCCUGGACGAUGGGUUGAUGGUGAAUGCCCAGUACAUACCUGCCCAGCAGCAAAGUGUGAAGCUUCACAAAGGCACCCGAAAUGUCAAGAUUUUGAAAAGCUCUGCACUGAAACACAGAUCCCACCUUGCCAGCGGGCUGGAAAAUGGUUCGCAGGCUUUGCGGGAGAAAGCCAAGCCAGUCGGCAAGAAGUGCCGUUUUCCUGAUGAGCUGGAUACAAAUAAGAAACUGAAAAAGCCCUCCUCGCGGGGGAAGAGAGGCAGUGGCUUGCAGCCAGAGUCGGGGCUCCAGAGUCGGCAGGCUGGCUUGCACAAAUCCACCAUCCGAUCCCACGGGCAUGGCCGAGAGGUUGUGGUGGCCAAGCCUAAACACAAGCGGGCUGACUACCGCCGGUGGAAGUCGUCGGCAGAGAUUUCCUAUGAGGAAGCUCUACGGAGGGCAAGGAGGAACCGUCGGGAAGGUGUAGGGGUCUACUCACAAGUUCCCCUGCCCUACGUCAGCCCGUAUGCCUACGUGGCCAGCGACUCGGAGUACUCGGCAGAGUGCGAGUCCUUGUUCCAUUCCACUGUGGUGGACACGAGCGAGGAUGAGCAGAGCAACUACACGACGAACUGCUUUGGAGAUAGCGAGUCGAGCCUGAGCGAGGUGGAGUUCGUAGGGGAGAGCACGACCACCAGUGACUCUGAUGAAAGUGGGGGCCUUAUUUGGUCUCAGUUUGUCCAGACACUCCCCAUCCAAACGGUCACGGCGCCGGAGCUGCAUGAAAAUGCAGCGAAGGCCUUUGUCAAAAUCAAAGCUUCCCAUAACCUCAAGAAGAAAAUCCUCCGCUUUCGGUCAGGCUCCCUGAAGCUCAUGACAACUGUCUAGUGAGGUGACUUGGUGGAAUGUAUCUGCUUCUGCUUUCGGAAGCAAGGUGCUUUUGUGUACAUAUUUCCACAGAUUCUUUUUUUUUUUUUUUAUAUAUAUAUAUACAAAUAUUUAAAACUUAAGGUAAAUUAUGUCACUUGUCUUCAGAACUUGGGUGGAUACUAGUGCCUUUUCCGUGGAAAUAAAAGACCAUUACAUUCGUUUUUUAAAAAAAACAGCACUGCCAUUCCAGUGGUGAACAACCCUCCCGUGCAUGUUGUCAGAAGGCUUUGAAAGAAGGCUGAUAUUUCUGGAAAUAGAUCUGCCUUGCCUAGGUUUUCCAGUUCUGGGUCUUAUAGAGGAUAUUGACAGCUUAAGAUCAUGAAGGUUUAAGGCAUAAGGGGGAGGGGGUGUGGUUGGUCUUCAUGAUUUUGCUUGUUCCUUUCUGCUGCUCCUGUUGCUACAUCUUGAACCUCUUCUCAGCAGUCUGGCCUGUUUUCUUUUUUCUUUUCUUAUUGAUUCUUUUCUUGAAAUUCACUCCUGUCCUCCCCCAGCCUUCCCCCGUGAGGAAAGGGCUCCUGUUCAAUCUGUCUCUGAGGUUAAGUCGCCUUCUCUGGAGUGCCCUCUGCUCUGAUCUCCUGGGAAUCCUGCUGCAGGUGACAGUGGUGUUCAGAGUAAACUGUUGGAGCAGCUGACCCAGGCUUAAUAACUUCAGUAUAUUGUGUAAAACUGCUUUUGAAAAAGAAAAAAAAAAAAAACAUAUGCAUGUCACGUGCAUGAGUAUGAGUAGUUUUAAUAUUUCUGUUGAUGUCCAAUUUAAUGUACAUCAUCAAUGGCUGUUUUUAUAUAUAUAUAUCAUUGUGUAAAUUAAUAUAACACAUCAUAUGCUGUAAUAAACAGUCUGUUUUAAUACUUUUUUAAAGUUUGUUACAUUGGUGCAGGUCCAGCGAAUGGUUUUAUAUUGGCACUGCCACCACUUAGAUGUCUCUUUGAAGUGACCUGGCAAUGUUCCCUCCGUUUAGUUGCGCAGGAAAUGGAGCAAGUAUAAAACGUUGCUCUGGAUGUGACUUUGUGCUUUGAAAGAACUAGACUGUCAUGGCUCCUCUUGUUCUUUCCAUAACUUGCAUUUUUUUUUAAGGGUAAGGUGGGAUUUAGGAGCUCAGAGGCAUCUUCUGGUUGUUGCUUAUGGGCAGCUCGUGUUGCGGAGCAGAUGGAAGUGUAACACUAAGCCUCCUCGCUGUCGAGGCGCUUGCAAACUUUGGUUGGUGCAACACAGGGGCAGAUGGUGGGUGUCUGUAGCCAAAUAGAUCUGCGUAACACAACAGGUGUCCCUCUGAAAUGUCCAGUAACCACCCUUCAUAAGCUCUGUGCUCUGGGAGCUGGGCUGGGUGGUGGAGAGCAUAGACUUGCUGUCCCUGGUGCCUUCUUUAGGUGCAGUAUCUGGCUGUAUCACAGCCCUGAUGAAGUCAUGGAAAGAAGUGACAGUUGUGUCACCCACUGGCCUCUAUUUCAGUCUCUUUCUUCUCAUAGGUCUGGAGGUGAGUCUCUGCCGGCAAAGAGGAAGGGAGCUACGCACAGGCAGCACCACUUCCCUUUGCAGCAACAGCUUGGAAGCUGCCUGGUGGGAAGGCUGGAGGUUUAUGGUGCAUGUGUGCCUGGUGGAGCAGGCCCAGAGGAUGAGUUGAUUUCUGCAGGUCCAUCUUCUGCUCUGACAUCUGUGAAGUGGUGGACAUACACCUGGUGUGGAUGCUGUGAAUGGUAUGAAUUUCAGGGAUAUGUGCGCAGCCUCUCCAUUCCAUAGCAAGACCUUCUGAGCGGACACCUUCCUUUGUGCUUCCUCGGUGUCCUUCCUUCUGUCACCCAUCUGAAAGGCAGAGCAGUUUUCUUCUCAGGUUUCCUUGCACUGCAAAUUAGAAAGGAAAGAGUCACCCAGAAUUAAAUGUCUCUGGGAGAAGCUUCCAAGACAGCAGUAACACUUUUAGGUGGCAGAUUUUAUUUUUUAAUCUGCAGUGCGGUAAAUCCCUACCUUUAAAUGUGCCUCAUAUUAUUUUUUUUUCCUUUUUUGAAUAGAGGACCAUCAUUUUCUGUAAGAGGUCUUGCGCUAUGGCCAUGAGGUUCUGGAUUCAGUGACCCAGAAAGUCCUUGCACUUCCAUCUCCCAUGAUACAGGAAAAGCUGUAACUCCCCUGAUCUGGUCAUAACUCCCCAAUCGCUUUACACAUGGAAGGGAAGCUUAUAUAGAUAUGUGUGUGUAUGUGUGUCUAAAAUAAUACAUAUGUGCGUAUGUGUGUGUAAAAAAAUUAUAUAUCAAUAUAGAACAAUUCACCCAGAAAUUACUGGACAAUGGCUGCCACUGCAGAGAGGGGAGAAAAGCAAUGUUUGUUGUUAAAUAUGGCUUUACUAAGGCUAAGCAGCAGCUUAAUACAUUCCCAUUAAUAAUUGAUGGGUGUUAUAUCAAACAAAGAGAAUGUCAAGCUUCUCAAAGGGAGUAGUUUCUUUCCUAGAAUAGCUCUUAAUCGUGCUACAUAAUCUCUCUUUGAGUGAGAAAAACACAUGCAAAUCCCUGUAAAUCUUCUCAAACGUGUAGAAAAGUAGCAGAGAGGAUCUUCAGAUGUGCACUCUUUCUCCGGCUUUAAAGGAGCUGCUGGUGGGAAGACAAACCCACCAGCAGCUUUGGGAUGAUGAGCUUCUAAUUGCAGUGCUAUAGCAGGUUUUCAUGUAUCAGGUGAGGGAAGCUGGUUUUCCGAAAUGAGCUGCUGAAUAAGUUUUUUUUAGAUAAUUCAAUGGUAAAAAAGCGAAAAUAACCACCUAAAUAUCACUAAGACUGUAUCAGCGGCAAAUACUGUAUUCUGCAGUACUCUUGCUGAAUAGCUUAAUGCCAGACAGGGAAAUGGGCUGAUGCUAUCUCCACCUUAAUUGCAUCCGAGCCUUUUCAGUGUGAGGAAGGAAUUUUCCUUUUCUACAUGAUUUAGGUAAGCAUCCAGAAUCCUUUAAAUAGGCCUAGUUUUUCCUUUCUACGCUUACCCCCAUCUUCAUUAUUUUUUUUUUCCUAAUAAAAGAUUUUACAGCGCUGGAAAAAUACUUGAUAUGGUCUCAAUACACAACACAUGUUCUCUUCUCUGAUUCUGAGUUGGGAAACACAUCCAGGUAAGUUUUUGCAACAUUAGGUUGAAAAACAUGUGCUAAAUCUUGGAGACCAGUUACAUAUCUGGUAAUUCUCUAAGCUACCUGGCUUCCCAGCUCCACAGCCUUGAGUCCUUGCCAGGGUAUUUUUCCCAGUGCUCACUUUUUAAUUAUCCUCAGUGUUUAUGGUAGAUUUUGGAAGUCGGAUGCGGGAACAUUUCAUUGCUCUGUAGCCUGUUUCAAGGUGGGGGCAGCUUGUGGCGGAAGGUUUGGGGUUAGUUGUCCCUCUGCUCCAUAUAUAACUGAGUGGAGGAAGGUAUAGACACAGAUGCUUAACGUGAAGAACAAAAGCAAACCCCUUUAGCUGCAUUCCUUGUGAUUCUGGUUAAACAGUGUCGCUGCACAUCACUCCCAGUCUCCCCCAGCGUAGGAAUCAGCGUUGUGCACACUGUGAGGUGCUGUCAGUUGAAAGGGAAUGAGAGUGUCACUGGGCUGUCUGCCUCCCAGCAGGCUUUUUGGGUCUGUCUGCUGCUCCCUAACCCCAGCCGCCAGCUGUGGGUCAGUGGACGACAAAGCAAGUUGUGUCUGGUGUGCGCAGGGUUAGAGAGAGGCCCUGGCGUUGUGCCUAGAGGUCCUGACUGCGUGGGGCCCCCCUUGUGGAUAUCACGCUUUAUUGUGAGAAAUUCUGUGUGGUGCAAGGAGCUGGACAGCUGGAUCUGGAGGAAGGUGGCAAUGGAGACCCCAUAGAUGGAGCGGUUGAUCCUGAUUGAUCUGUAUUUCUGGGAAAGGCUGAAAGGGAAGCUGUUCUGAUGCCUAACUUGGGAAGAUGGACUGGGCUAGAGAGAGUUGUCUGAGGGACUCUACCUUAUUUCUUCCAGUACGCUUUAAAUUAUCAAGGUCACUAUCAGUGCUGGCAAUUGCUGAGGUGCUUUAACUAUCUGGCCUUACAGUUCCUGUUCCCCAAGUCUGUUUUUGGCCUUCCAUAGCACAAUUCUUUCUUUCAGAGAGCCUGUCGGGCCCAGCUCUUUGUAGCUUUCUUUGUCCUGGAGCUUCAGAAGAUCCACCUAUUACAAAGGUUCUAGUUUUACCUUGGUUUGAGGUUCCUUCUGGAUGAGGACUGACAACAGAUUGCCCAAGACAGAAUCCUGUGCUUUCACUAAUCUGAAUUCUAUCUGUUUGUUGGCUCUGCAAAAGCUCUGAUGCUCCUCAGCUGGCAGCCAGCAAAGCCAUCCCUGAGGAACCUGCAUCUCCUUCUGGCACAAAGGGCAGCAAAGUCUUUCAUUAGUUAGGAUGCCCACUUGGCAGAUGACUCGUCGCACUGGGCACGGCUCUCCUCAGCAUGUGAUUUUUCUCACAGGGAUAAACAAGUACAUGAACAUUUUGAGGAAGCUGAAAUAGCUAGAGACAUUUUUAAUAGCUAACUUCAGCAUCUAGUGUGUGCUUUUGGAGUAGCCAACAAUAAUACAUACAACUGAGCUGUUAGUACAGAAAACGGAACAAUUCUCAACUCUUUACAAUGUCGUAGAAUCAUAGAAUGGUUCCAACCUGUCUGCCAUGGGCGGAGAUGCCUCCCACUGGAUGAGGUUGCUCAAAGCCCCAUCCAACCUGGCCUUGAACACCUCCAGGGAUGGGACAGCCAUGACUUCUCUGGGCAACCUGGGCCAGGACCUCACCAUCCUCACAGGAAAAUAUUUCUUCCUAAAAUGUCAUCUCAAUCUCCCCUCUUUCCGCUUCAAACUAUUCCUCCUUGUCCUAUCCCUGCACUCCCUGAUAAACAGCCCCUCCCCAGCUUUCCUCUAGGUCCCCUUUAAGUACUGGAAUAAGUGCUGUGCUGUGCACAGUUCAGAGAGGAUACACAGGCUGCAAACCAGUGGACACCAUUCAUAAACUCCUGGUCUGUCUUUCAAACUUGCUUUUCUUCUGAGUUUCUCUGAACCUCCACGGAAUUGUGUUGAGGCUCCUUGCAUGGCAUGAUGUUUCUUUCUUUAAUGAAACAUUAUAGGUGGAGCACUGUGGUGAGAAACAAUUGCUCUGGGGUUUAAGAAGUACCGUAAUGCUGGAAUGAAGGGAGGCAUAUGGAAAUUAGGCGGAGAUCCAUUUAAAAGGAAUAAGAGAAGUGCUUUUUUACGCAGCAGAGAGUUUGCUGCUACAGAAAAUAGGGAGGCAGAUAUAAUAUCAGCAAGUUCAAAGGGGUUAGAGAAGGUAGGGAAGGAUAUGUGCUCUAGUAUUUCCAGUCAAUGACUGUGGUGCUAGGGCGAUUGUGAAUGGACUGCAAGUAGUGGCCAGGUUUUUUGUUCCCCAUAAAGAUUGUCUUUUCCUGCAACUGCUAAAGCACCAGUACCUGGAGGAGAUGUACCAUCACGCUGACCCAGCAGACCAUUUACUCUAUUCUUAUGAUCAGGUGUAGCUGAUGGAAGUUGUCUAUGCAAUGGUAUUUCCUCGCUCUUUACUAGUCUUCUAUCCUCCCAACUGCUGCUGAAGACAAGUUUGGCACUGCUUUGCAGAGAAUUUCACUUUGCACGCUUGGCUGCAUUUAUUCGAACUAUGGACAUGUGUUUCUGAUCAAUCUUGUCCUGUGGCAGAAUAAUUUCGUCCACCCUUUUACACAUGGGCAGUCUGUGCCAAAGUCUUCUGUUUUGGUGACCAUCAUCCCCCUGUAACGCAAACACUGCUAUGGACAUAGGCCAUGUAUCGGUCUACCAUGGGAGCCACUCUUGGGCAGCAUCGUUAUGUACUACGGUUGCUUCUGAACUGUAGGAAAAGUUGGUCUCCAAACCAAACGAACCAUCCCAGUGACAGAGUGCAUCUGCUGCAUUCUGCCUUGGUACUUCGUUGCCCUUGGAGAGUUUUCUUUUCUCUCUCUGACUGUACCUAUAUUUGUUCUUUCAUUUGGAGCAACGGAGCAGUCUGGAAGUGAAUCUCGUGGCAGUCUCCACUUACAGGGUGUUGGUCCGGACAGCAGAGCAGUUUCAGUGCACCCUAGCUAGAUGCCUUUGGAAUGCUAACCCAGACAGACCACUCCUGUGUUCUUCUGCCUGGAGCGGGGCACGGGGGCUGAGCAAGUGACGGCUCCCUGGAAUAGCUUCUUAUCAAAAUAAGCGGAAAAGUUUGGUCCAAAUGACAUCAGGGACAAGACUAAAUCUAGGCUGAACUAAACAUUUGAACUGCGUAUAUUGUACUUGUGGGGACCUCAGUUUGGAUCUGCUCCUUUUGCGCUGAAUGACUUGUUAAUGUAAACAGAGCCUCUCUCUCAAUGACUGGCCUUUGUUUCCAUGC